AUGGUACCUUGCAUUGAAAAUGGAACUUGGAAAGGGCCUCCGCUAUUGCUCCUUCUGUUCGCUGAUUACAUCUUGAUCGUCUGUUGUGCUUUUGAGGAACAAAUAAAAUUGGUCAAACCCAAUUUGGAUGAAUUUUCAUGGUGGCGACCACUUCGUGCUAAACUCUUUGCCAUAAAACUUGGCCUCUUACUACAUCCAUGGAAUAUGGAUUUUCGUAAAGCUUCUAUGGAAUCUGAUUGCCUAGAUGCUAUAUCUGCAAUACAUGAGCGCCAACAACGUAGAGACGUAUGUCCCCGUCACAAAGACAUCAUUAAAGACAUUUCUUCUAGGUCAAUGCUGUAA
Sphenostylis stenocarpa is the source of this 342-nucleotide messenger RNA. The record is from the annotation of a GenBank genome assembly. Lineage: Eukaryota; Viridiplantae; Streptophyta; Magnoliopsida; Fabales; Fabaceae.